Molecule: messenger RNA, 1044 nt
Organism: Chaetomium globosum CBS 148.51
Lineage: Eukaryota; Fungi; Ascomycota; Sordariomycetes; Sordariales; Chaetomiaceae
Exons: 3
Coding region: 1-1044 (347 amino acids)
Molecular function (GO): dioxygenase activity
Source: RefSeq, a predicted model, not a curated record
AUGGAGAAAGCAGCGGUGCAAGAAGACGGGCUCCUCAUCCCGCUCAUCGACUUCUCCAAAUUCCUCAAUGGCUCUCCCACCCAAAAGGUUGAAACGGCCAAAGCCAUCCUAACCGGCUUCCAAACCGCCGGGUUCAUCUACCUCUCCAACCUCCCCAUCCCCUCCUCCACCAUAACCGACGCCUUCCGCCGCUCCGCCCAGUUCUUCCGCCUCCCCGCUACCACCAAGGAGUCCCUCGCCUGGUCCACCCCCGAAGCCAACCGCGGCUACUCCUCCCCGGGCCGCGAAAAAGUCACCAACCUGACCACCACCGCCGACGUCUCCGCCCUGCGCACCUCCAUCCCCGACAUCAAAGAAUCCCUCGAGAUCGGCCGGGACGACGAGCCCGGCCACCCCAACCACUGGCCAUCCGAAGAAGAAGCAGAAGCAGACAACGAACUCGCCGGCUUCAGACAAGCCAUGACCUCCUUCUUCGCCGACCUCGCCGGCCUGCACCAGUCCGUGAUGCGCGCCAUCGCCGUCGGCAUGAAUCUCCCCUCCGAAACCCACUUCGACCGCUUCGUCGACGACCGCGACAACACCCUGCGCCUGCUGCACUACCCGGCCGUGCGGCGCGACGUGUUCGCCAUCAACCCGGGCCAGGUGCGCGCCGGCGAGCACACGGAUUACGGCUCCAUCACCCUGCUGUUUCAGGAUCAGAGGGGUGGUCUGCAGGUGCAGAGCCCGAGCGGUGCGUUUGUGGAUGCCACGCCGAUUGAGGGGACUUGCGUGGUGAACGCGGGGGAUUUGUUGGCGAGGUGGAGUAAUGAUACCAUUCGGAGUACGGUGCAUCGGGUGGUGGAGCCGCCGAGGAGGGAGGGUGGUGAGGAGGAGGCGGGGGAGACGUACCCGGCGAGGUAUAGCAUUGCGUACUUCUGCAACCCCAACUUCAAGGACUUUAUCGAGGCUAUCCCGGGUACGUAUACGACCGAGGCGGACAAGAAGUAUGAAGGUAUCUACAGCGGGGAGUACCUGGUCCAGAGGUUGAAGGCGACUUAUGCAUGA